GCGGCGGCAGCGGCGCGGCGAGGCUGAGGCUCUUGUUUACCAGCAUUAACUCCGCUGAGCGGAAAAAAAAAAAAAAAAAAAGGGGAAAAAAAAAAAAAAAAAACCCGAGGAGGAGCGAGCGCACCAGGCGAACUCGAGAGAGGCGAGCGAGCGAGAGGGACGCCGCCAGCGAGCCUGCCCCCGGCGCGCCCGUGCCCGGCGCUUGCAGACCCUCGGCCCCACUCCCCGGGCCCUCCACGCCCCUCCCGCGCUAGGGGAGCUCCACGGCGCGUUGCGCGCCUCGGCUUUGACCUUCAGCGAGCCGGAGCCCCCGCGCGCGGAGCCGGCGGCGGCGGGCGGGGGCCGGGCGGGGGCCGGCGCGGAGCCCGGGCGGCGCGGCGGGAGUGCUGAGCGCGGCGCGGCCGGCCCGCCGCUUUGUGUGUGUUCUGGAUUUGGGAAGGAGCUCGCGGCGGCGGCGGCGCUGAGGGAGGAGGCGGCGGCGAGCGGAGCCCGGAGGAGGAGGAGGAGGGGGAGCCGCUCAUUCAUUUUUACUCCGCAUUUCUGCCCCCGGCCGGCCUCGCCCGCGACCCGGACUUCGGGGCAAUCUUGCGAACUGCGUCGCGCCCUCCCGCCGCGGAGGCUCGGGUGUCGGACAGCUUCCCGCUCUGCCUGGGGUCGGGCUUGUUUUUCUCCGCCGAGACGAAUUUGGGCUUUGCCCCCUUUCUGUGCAGUUCCCCCCCCUCCUGCCUCUCUGGGUUUGAAAAUGGAGGCCGACGACGCCGACAGCCCGCCCCGGCGCGCCUCGGGUUCCCGACUCCGCCGAGCCCUGGGCCGAGGCUGCCGGCGCUGAGGGGCCGCCCCGCGCCGCCGCCCGCCCGCUCGGCGCACCCGGAGGGUCCCCGGCCGGCGCCGCCUUUGGAGUAUUGUUUCCUUCGCCCUUGUUUUCGGAGGGGGCGAAGACUGAGUUUGAGACUUUUUCUUCCUUUCCCGUUUUUUUUUCUUUUUGUUUUCUUUGUUUUCUUUUGAUUUUUCUUUUUGUUUUUUUUUUAUUUUUUUGAGAGAGGGGAAUUUCGUCCCAAAUAAAAGGAAUGAAGUCUGGCUCCGGAGGAGGGUCCCCGACCUCGCUGUGGGGGCUCCUGUUUUUCUCCGCCGCGCUCUCGCUCUGGCCGACGAGUGGAGAAAUCUGCGGGCCGGGCAUCGAUAUCCGCAACGACUAUCAGCAGCUGAGGCGCCUGGAGAACUGCACGGUGAUUGAGGGCUACCUCCACAUCCUGCUCAUCUCCAAGGCAGAGGACUACCGCAGCUACCGCUUCCCCAAGCUCACGGUCAUCACCGAGUACUUGCUGCUGUUCCGCGUGGCCGGCCUCGAGAGCCUCGGGGACCUCUUCCCGAACCUCACGGUCAUCCGCGGCUGGAAACUCUUCUACAACUACGCCCUGGUCAUCUUUGAGAUGACCAAUCUCAAGGAUAUUGGGCUUUACAAUCUGAGGAACAUUACCCGGGGGGCCAUCAGGAUUGAGAAAAAUGCUGACCUCUGUUACCUCUCCACGGUGGACUGGUCCCUCAUCCUGGAUGCGGUGUCUAAUAACUACAUCGUGGGAAACAAGCCCCCAAAGGAAUGCGGGGACCUGUGUCCGGGGACGAUGGAGGAGAAGCCCUUGUGCGAGAAGACGACCAUCAACAAUGAAUACAACUACCGCUGCUGGACGACCAACCGCUGCCAGAAAAUGUGCCCGAGCGCGUGCGGGAAGCGGGCGUGCACGGACAGCAACGAGUGCUGUCACCCCGAGUGCCUGGGCAGCUGCAGCGCGCCGGACAACGACACGGCCUGCGUGGCCUGCAGGCAUUACUACUACGCCGGCGUCUGCGUGCCCACCUGCCCGCCCAACACCUACCGCUUUGAGGGCUGGCGCUGCGUGGACCGCGACUUCUGCGCCAACAUCCCCAGCGCCGAGAGCAGCGACUCCGAGGGGUUCGUGAUCCAUGACGGCGAGUGCAUGCAGGAGUGCCCCUCCGGGUUCAUCCGGAACGGGAGUCAGAGCAUGUACUGCAUCCCUUGUGAAGGUCCUUGCCCCAAGGUCUGCGAGGAGGAGAAGAAAACAAAGACCAUUGAUUCUGUUACCUCUGCUCAAAUGCUCCAAGGAUGCACCAUCUUCAAGGGCAAUCUGCUCAUUAAUAUCCGCCGAGGCAAUAACAUUGCCUCGGAGCUGGAGAACUUCAUGGGACUCAUCGAGGUGGUGACAGGCUAUGUGAAGAUCCGCCAUUCCCACGCCUUGGUCUCCUUGUCCUUCCUCAAAAACCUUCGCCAGAUCUUAGGAGAGGAGCAGCUGGAGGGGAACUACUCUUUCUAUGUCCUCGACAACCAGAACCUGCAGCAGCUCUGGGACUGGGGCCACCGCAAUCUGACCAUCAAAGCUGGGAAGAUGUACUUUGCUUUCAACCCCAAGUUGUGCGUCUCCGAAAUUUACCGCAUGGAGGAGGUGACCGGGACUAAGGGGCGCCAGAGCAAAGGGGACAUCAAUACGAGGAACAAUGGAGAGCGAGCCUCCUGUGAAAGUGACGUCCUGCACUUCACCUCUACGACCACGUGGAAGAACCGCAUCAUCAUAACCUGGCACCGGUACCGGCCCCCUGACUACAGGGACCUCAUCAGCUUCACCGUCUACUACAAAGAGGCACCUUUUAAAAACGUCACGGAGUAUGAUGGCCAGGAUGCCUGUGGCUCCAACAGCUGGAACAUGGUAGACGUGGACCUCCCUCCCAACAAGGACGUCGAGCCUGGCAUUUUACUGCACGGACUAAAGCCUUGGACGCAGUAUGCCGUUUACGUCAAGGCAGUGACCCUCACCAUGGUGGAGAAUGACCACAUCCGCGGGGCCAAGAGUGAAAUCUUGUACAUUCGCACCAAUGCUUCAGUUCCUUCCAUUCCCCUGGAUGUUCUUUCGGCAUCAAACUCCUCUUCUCAGCUCAUCGUGAAGUGGAACCCGCCGUCCCUGCCCAACGGCAACCUGAGUUACUACAUCGUGAGGUGGCAGCGGCAGCCCCAGGACAGCUACCUUUACCGCCACAACUACUGCUCCAAAGACAAAAUCCCCAUCAGGAAGUAUGCCGAUGGCACCAUUGACGUCGAGGAGGUGACCGAGAACCCCAAGACCGAAGUGUGCGGCGGAGAGAAGGGGCCUUGCUGUGCCUGCCCCAAAACCGAGGCCGAGAAGCAGGCGGAGAAGGAGGAGGCUGAGUACCGCAAAGUCUUCGAGAACUUCCUGCACAACUCCAUCUUUGUGCCCAGACCUGAAAGGAAGCGGAGAGAUGUCACACAAGUCACCAACACCACCAUGUCCAGCCGAAGCAGGAACAUCACGGUGGCAGACACCUAUAAUAUCACAGACCCCGAAGAGCUCGAGACAGAAUACCCUUUCUUUGAGAGCAGAGUGGAUAACAAGGAGAGAACUGUGAUCUCUAACCUCCGGCCUUUCACUUUGUACCGCAUUGACAUCCACAGCUGUAACCACGAGGCUGAGAAGCUGGGCUGCAGCGCCUCCAACUUUGUCUUUGCAAGAACCAUGCCUGCAGAAGGAGCAGACGACAUUCCUGGGCCGGUGACCUGGGAGUCAAGGCCUGAAAACUCCAUCUUUUUAAAGUGGCCGGAACCUGAGAAUCCCAAUGGACUGAUUCUAAUGUAUGAAAUAAAAUAUGGAUCACAAAUCGAGGAUCAGCGGGAAUGUGUAUCCAGACAGGAGUACCGGAAGUAUGGAGGCGCCAAGCUUAACCGGCUCAACCCGGGGAACUAUACGGCCCGGAUCCAGGCCACCUCUCUCUCUGGGAAUGGGUCGUGGACGGAUCCCGUGUUCUUCUACGUCCCCGCCAAAAUAACAUAUGAAAAUUUCAUCCACCUGAUCAUCGCUCUGCCUGUUGCUGUCCUGCUGAUAGUGGGGGGACUGGUUAUCAUGUUGUACGUCUUCCACAGAAAAAGAAAUAACAGCAGGCUGGGGAAUGGAGUGCUGUAUGCUUCGGUGAACCCAGAGUACUUCAGUGCCGCAGAUGUGUAUGUACCUGAUGAGUGGGAGGUUGCUCGGGAGAAAAUCACCAUGAGCCGAGAGCUGGGGCAGGGCUCGUUUGGGAUGGUGUACGAAGGAGUUGCCAAAGGCGUGGUUAAAGAUGAGCCCGAAACCAGGGUGGCCAUCAAAACGGUGAACGAGGCCGCGAGCAUGCGUGAAAGGAUUGAAUUUCUCAACGAGGCUUCAGUGAUGAAGGAGUUCAAUUGUCACCAUGUGGUGCGGUUGCUGGGCGUGGUGUCCCAGGGCCAGCCGACGCUGGUCAUCAUGGAACUGAUGACGCGGGGCGAUCUCAAAAGUUAUCUCAGGUCUCUGAGGCCAGAAAUAGAGAAUAAUCCAGUCCUAGCACCUCCAAGCCUAAGCAAGAUGAUCCAGAUGGCUGGAGAGAUUGCAGACGGCAUGGCAUACCUCAACGCCAACAAGUUUGUCCACAGGGACCUUGCUGCCCGGAACUGCAUGGUGGCUGAAGAUUUCACAGUCAAAAUCGGAGAUUUCGGUAUGACGAGAGAUAUCUACGAGACAGACUAUUACCGGAAAGGAGGGAAGGGGCUGCUGCCUGUGCGCUGGAUGUCACCCGAGUCCCUCAAGGAUGGGGUCUUCACCACUCACUCUGACGUCUGGUCCUUCGGGGUCGUUCUCUGGGAGAUCGCCACGCUGGCCGAGCAGCCAUACCAGGGCUUGUCCAACGAGCAAGUGCUUCGCUUCGUCAUGGAGGGCGGCCUUCUGGACAAGCCGGACAACUGCCCCGACAUGCUGUUUGAACUGAUGCGCAUGUGCUGGCAGUACAACCCCAAGAUGAGGCCUUCCUUCCUGGAGAUCAUCAGCAGCAUCAAGGACGAGAUGGAACCCGGCUUCCGGGAGGUCUCCUUCUACUACAGCGAGGAGAACAAGCCGCCCGAGCCGGAGGAGCUGGAUCUGGAGCCGGAGGACAUGGAGAGCGUCCCCCUGGACCCCUCCGCCUCCUCGUCCUCCCUGCCGCUGCCCGACAGACACUCAGGACACAAGGCCGAGAACGGCCCGGGCCCCGGCGUGCUGGUUCUCCGAGCCAGCUUCGACGAGAGACAGCCUUACGCGCACAUGAACGGGGGACGCAAGAACGAGAGGGCCUUGCCUCUGCCCCAGUCUUCGACCUGCUGAUCCUCGGAUCCCGGAUCCCGUGCAAACAGUAACGUGUGUGCACGCUCGGCGGCGGGUGGGGGGAGAGAGUUUUAACAAUCUAUUCACAGCCUCCUGUACCUCAGUGGAUCUUCAGAACUGCCAUUGCUGCCCACGGGAGACGGCUUCUCUGCAGUAAACACAUUUGGGAUGUUCCUUUUUUCAAUAUGCAAGCAGCUUUUUAUUUCCCUACCCGAACCCUUAACUGACAUGGGCCUUUAAGAACCUUAAUGACAACACUUAAUAGCAACAGAACACUUGAGAAUCGAGUCUCCUCACUCUUUCCCGGUCUCUCCUCUCAUUAUCUGUCUCCCUCCCUCUCCCCCCGCCCCUUCUCUCUCUCUCUCUCUCUCUCACCUUUCUUUCUUUCUGCUUCAUGAUAGAAAAACAUUUGCCGCAACCCCAGCUGGGACGCCCUUUUGAUCAGAUUGAGGAAAUGGCUGUCCCUCCCUGCGGCCCCCACCCCCACUGCCCCUGUACACACCUGCCUAUCACCGUAGGUCUUUAUAAACAAAACAAAACAAAACACCUUGAGACGGGAUUUUUUUAACUGUAUCUUUAACCUUUUUAGGGACAUAACGAGAUUUAAAAAGGGCCAUCAUUCAUUCAAGGUUGUCACCAUUUUAAUGCUGCCAAAUUCUGCCAAAACCCUGAACUUCCUCCCUCACGACCCCCGCACUUAUCUCCUUGUUUCCAGAGGCAUGGGGCGAGCAUGGUAUCUAGUCACGUCAUUUAAGAGCCACGUGGAUGAUGCACUCCAUCUGGUCGCCCCUGGCGUUCUUUUCAAGUCUUACGUUCACACAGGUCUGAUCGCUUUCUGACUAGGCUAUUGUUUGGGGGGAAGUGGACAGGAUGGGAUUUUCUCUCGGUGGAGACUGGGAGAAGUUGAACCCGGCUUCCCUGCCCCUCUCCCCCACCCCCAACUGCUAGCCCCCCGGAAUUGUGGAGGAAACAGGCCCUGUCGUGAGCCUGGAAGACAGGCUUUGAGUCAAGGUCAUCCACGUGCCAGUCUCCUGUCCCCCCUGCCCUUGGCCCCCCGCUCCCGGCCCCCAGGACACAGAUGGGAAGGGGUUUCCAGGGACUCAGCCCAACUGUUUAUGCAGGUUUGCAAGGAAAAGAAAUUCAAACACCACCACAACAGUAAGAAGCAAAGCAGUAAAUGGAUUCAAGCAUUCUAAGCUUUGUUGACAUUUUCUCUGUUACUAGGACUUCUUCAUGGGUCUUACAGUUCUAUGUUAGACCAUGAAACAUUUGCAUACACAUCGUCUUUAAUGUCACUUUUAUAACUUUUUUACGGUUCAGAUAUUCAUCUAUACGUCUGUACAGAAAAAAAAAAAGCUGCUAUUUUUUUUGUCCUUUAUCUUUGUGGAUUUAAUCUAUGAAAACCUUCAGGUCUACCCUCCUUCCCUCUCUGCUCACUCCAAGAAACUUCUUAUGCUUUGUACUAGAGUGCGUGACUUUCUUCCUCUCUUCCCAGUAAUCGAUACUUCUCGAACAUAAUUUGCCAUGAACUGUUUGAUGCCUUUUUAUAAAUACGCCCUCCCCUCCCCGCUCCCCCUGCCCGUUAGUUACGUUCUCACCCGUAGGCUGUGUGGGCACGAGGCUGGCGAGGGAGGCAGCGCCCCCCACCCCCCACCCGGCCUGCUCUCUCACCGCGCUGGAGUCUGUUACAGUGCAAGACAUGACGCAAACUCAGGUCAGAAAACAAAAGGUUAAAUACGUCGCACAUCCUCGUUCAGUGUUUCUAGUCGCGUUGUUGGACAGUCUCACCUUCACUUUCCCUCACCUUCGUUUUGGUUGUGACACACAUAUCUCUAUUUUUUUAAUUACUGGGUACAACAGCAGUUUGAACUGCAGACGCUAGGCAUUUGGAUUACUUUUUUUUUUUUUUUUUUUAUGGAUAUUUAAUCCUUCCAUCCCAUGAAAAACAGCUGCUGAGUCCAAGGGUGCAGCGGAGCGGGGUCCGGCGGGCCCCUCCAUGGCCUCCGCCACCACCCUCCAGACCCACCUACCUGUCUCCAGAACCAGAAACUCCCUGGGGGGCCUCCCGAGCACUGGCGGGGAGGGAGCCACGGGGGUGGCCUCCUCAGGGCGUCAGCCAGCCCCCCACCCCCACCCCCUCCAGGGUGCAGGGCCGGAGGGGUCGGGCACGCAUGGGCACCAUGGUGGCCGAUGGCCCUGGAGCCCGGUGCGCUCCGCGGGGGGGGGGGGGGGGGGGGGGGGGGGGGGGGAGGGAGCAGGGGAGGGACCAGAGCCCUGGCGCUGGCUCGCUUCUCCUCGGCCAGGAAUCCCAGUCCUCCGGGCCCGGGGGUCUUGUUUUGUUUAGUUUUUAGCACUUCUCACCAGAGUGAUGACAGCACCCGAGUUGCUUCUGGGAUGGAACUGUUUCAAUUACGAGGAGGAACAAAGCUAAAGUCUGAUGGUUGCUAGUCGUGACGAGAUGAAACACGAGAAAGCAAGCAUGUCGUGCUUUUUCUGGUCAGUACCUUAAGUCCUGCGAUGUUCUCUAGCCUCUGCCCCAUGGUUUUUCUCCCUUAAGAAAAAAAAAAUGAGAAAAAGAAAAAAAGUUAAGAAGGUAUUCUAUGUAGGAGUUUUAAUUUAUUUUGUGAUACCAGUUUCAAUCACUGUAGAGAAGCCCCCAGUGAUGAAUUUAAAUACUGAGGAAAGGGUUUUGUGUGCCUGUGCAUGUGCGUGUGCGUGUGUGUGUAAGACAGGACAGUUUUCGGGUUUCUUUUGGUUUUUUGGUUUUGUUUUCGUGUUUUGGUUUUGGUUUUCAAACAUUUAUCUACCUCACUCUUCUUUUUUAUAUGUGUAUAUAUACAGAAGAAUACAUAUCCCAUCUCUCAGCACCUGACAAUAUGCCAUUGAUAUCGGUAACCUCAUCCACACCACAGGCCGAGCACAUGAGGCAGGGAGAGGCCAGGAGGCUGUAUUCGGGGGUUGAAGCAACACUAACCCGCCUCUGCGCUCAUUUCAGACAGCUUGCCUUUCUCCCAGAUGUCUCGUUUCUUUCUCCUCCUCCUCCUCGCUUGCUCUCCUAAGAGGCUCGUCCUUAGGAUUCCCUUCGUGGCGGGCGGGGGGAGGCCGCCCGGCUGUCCCAGGCCGUCACUGAAACGGACUUUGCGCAGAGUGAAUGACACACAGAUUCUGUCAUCUGGAAGAGCGCUCGUUUUGCAGGUUUUGAGGACAGGGAGCACCGCGGGGGAGCAGUCAGUCUCUGGGCGUAACCGCACCUGUACGCGUGCGGUGUCCGGGUCUCGGGCCGCUGCUCUGGCCGCCGAGGCCCAGGCCUGCGCCGGUUCAGUUCGGUGGUGCGGCCACAUCAGCGCUUUGAGCCCCUGGCCCGCCAGGCCUCCUGCCCGAGAAAGCAGGCCUUCCUGCACUCGAGGAUGCACGUGGGAGAAAAGCUCCCCCCCCCACCCCGCCCCCCAGACUGUUCCUCCACCUCACCCUCCUCUCCUCCUCCCCCCCGGGAAAACAGAGACCAAACCUGCGGGCUGGAAGGGGCUGGUGGUCGGCGCCCGGCCUUCUCCCCGGGUGGCACUGCCUCCUGCCCGGGGCCUCGCCUCCAUCCCAUCACCUGCUGCUCCCAGGCGGACGGCGCGCUGCCCGCUUCCAGACGCUGCUCUCGCAGGCACCGGUGAUCCUCUCUGGCAGACGCGGUGGCGGUUUUCCCGAAGGGCGGUGGCUCCUUUCAGAUCCCGCACCGCAGUUCCGUCCUGCGAGCACACUACUCUCUUUCCCCAGCCCCCUGGCAUCUUAAGGUCACUGAGAAAUACUGUCGGAUCAGGGUUUUCUUCUUCCGCACUGUAGGUGACCCCUGGGAAUAGUAGCCUCUCCUCUUUUGCACAAACCUACCGGUUUCCACAACUGGAUUUCUACAGAUCAUUCAGCUGGUUCUAAGGGUUUUGUUUCAACUGUCCUCGAGUUGUUGGUGUCCUUCUGUCUUUGUUUUACGUAGGUGGUUUCUCUUUAAGUAGAAAGAAAACAGUAAUAGCGUAGUGCCCAUCCUAACAAAAGCUUCAGAAACACUUAAAUAAAAGAAAAUUUUGCUUGCGUGACGGUGCAGUCAUUUUACUGGACCAAACCACCCACCUUGACUUUACCAAGGCAUCAUCUGUCCACAGUUCUAGCCUCAUUUUAUGCUGAUUUUCCCACCUCUUCUUGAUUUUUCUCUUUCGUAUGCUCCACAUAAUUUAAUCAAGCUGCGUUGUGGCAUUUUUCCACGCAACCUCCUCCUGACAGCAGCUCACGCUGCUUGAAGUGACGUGAACCACUGAGGCACAUCAUGGAAUUGAUGUGAGCAUUAAAACGAUAGCACACACAGCCCUUCCCCGAGGCAGCAGGAGCUGGCGUGUUCUGGAGACACUGUCGAACGUCAGCCGUGUGACGCCCAGACCACUCCAGCUCUCCUUUGUGGGAUGUGGUGACGUUUGACACACAGUUGGAAUGAGCUUCCUCCUUGGAAGAUGGAAGACCGUGUUCGUGGCCGGCAGCGGCCUCUCCUUCCAACCUGUCUCUUAGGACUUGGGACGACAUUUCAAUGGUAGGAAAAGUGGCUUGGUAAAAUUAAAAAAAAAAAAAAAAAAAAAAA
This is a messenger RNA of Acinonyx jubatus (cheetah), 9783 nucleotides long. RefSeq names its product insulin like growth factor 1 receptor (gene IGF1R). The coding region runs from base 1068 to 5171 and encodes 1367 amino acids. The record is from RefSeq and is a predicted model, not a curated record. Gene Ontology annotation, molecular function: phosphatidylinositol 3-kinase binding; insulin receptor substrate binding; insulin receptor activity. Gene Ontology annotation, biological process: glucose homeostasis; protein autophosphorylation; regulation of JNK cascade. Lineage: Eukaryota; Metazoa; Chordata; Mammalia; Carnivora; Felidae. The transcript has 21 exons. Gene Ontology annotation, cellular component: axon; membrane; insulin receptor complex.